This is a messenger RNA of Schistocerca cancellata (South American locust), 1462 nucleotides long. RefSeq names its product brachyurin-like. The record is from RefSeq and is a predicted model, not a curated record. The coding region runs from base 83 to 1009 and encodes 308 amino acids. The transcript is spliced from 7 exons. Gene Ontology annotation, molecular function: serine-type endopeptidase activity. NCBI's taxonomy places the organism in Eukaryota, Metazoa, Arthropoda, Insecta, Orthoptera, Acrididae. Gene Ontology annotation, biological process: proteolysis.
GGCAGUUAUCUGUCUGAUCUAGAUCGUCGCCAGAGUUCCCCAGCGGCUGUUGUGGCGGACGCAGCUGUCAGAUACCGGCACAAUGAGGUUCCACUUCCUGCUGCCGGCGCUGCUCGCUUUGACUGUGACUACAAGCGCGGAUGACGAGCUACAAGUUAGGCGACUGCGGGCUGCUGUGACUACUCACCACGAGGGCGAUGUGGCUAGACGCAGCAGCAGCCCCCGUCUCAUGCCAGGUGGUGCGGGAGCGGCGUGGUCCCUUUCGCGGUCGCGCAGGCGGUCCGGCGGUCGCAUCAUCAACGGCGCCGACGCCACGGACGGGCAGUUCCCGUGGCAGGCGGCCAUCCGGCUGGACCGCUUCGGCUUCUGCGGCGGCUCUCUCAUCUCGGACAGCGCCGUCCUCACCGCGGCGCACUGCGUCGACGGGGUGACAACAUUCGUGGUGACGCUGGGCACAGUGCUGGUGACGGGAGACGCCAAAGACGUGACGGUGACGACGACGAGCGCCGCGUGGCACCCGGACUACUGGACCGACGAGAAGACGGCCGACAACGACAUCGGCGUCGUGCUCCUGGGACAGUCCGUCUCCUUCACAGACUACAUACAGGCUCUUCGGCUGCCUUCCUCCUCGCAAGCUGACCUCACUUAUGAAGGAGAAGUCGUCACCGUCAGCGGAUGGGGAAUCACAAGCGAUGAUUCAUCGACAGUAAGUACAACACUGAAAUACGUCGACAUGCUCGUCAUAUCCAACAGCGAGUGCUCUGAAUUAUAUCCUGGCGCUAUCGACGAUGACGUCAUUUGUGCUCUCGGCAAUCCUGAUGGCAGUCCCUGCAGUGGCGACAGUGGUGGCGCGCUGGUGUACAAGGCGUCCGACGGCGUCUGGACGCAAGUGGGCAUCGUGUCCUUCGGCUCGGACACGGGCUGUGAGAACAGCUACCCGGAGGUCUUCACCAAGGUCUCCCACUACCUCGACUGGAUCUCCCAGAACGCCGGCGUCACCAUCUCCUAGGAUCUACCCGCUGUCGAGGCGUUGGUUAGCUUAACUAACUUCAUCAACCCAACCACGUCUUUCCGUUGUUCCCUUAAUGAUAAUCUGUCUUUACAGUUAACCACAUAACGCAUCAGUCGUCAGACAGUAUUCAUAUAUAUUGUAACCAUUAACAACAAAACGGUCACUCUUUAAAAGUACAUCUUAUUCAGUACACUCUAUACAGACAUUGAUACUCCUCUGUUUACCUGCUACCAACUUUUAAAUUCACAGACGUGGGUAAUCUCACGUCUCCAAAGUUUAAAUGAUUUACGUUUGCUUUCUUGAACAGUAACACAAGUGUGAUGAUCAUCACCUCUCAGAAUAAGUUAAAAGAUUAUGAAUGAAGCAAAUAAUUUCAAUAACUAAUCCCUGACCAUUACGUAUGUUACAAUGUCCUUUCUAUCUAGAUCACGAAAUAAAUUUUUUACUGCU